AAGAAGUGCACAGUUCUAAGCCCUAUAGGUUUAGGAUAUUCCAUUAGCAAAAUGUCAUUAGAUUUAAUAAAUUCACUAACUGAUCAAAGUGUGUGUAAUAUAAUUAUUUUCCUAUUAUGGGCUGAUUACAUAUGGGAAACUUAUCUUUCCAUAAGACAAUAUGGGGUUGCUACUAAAGCCGAUCAAAUCCCUCCACAACUAAAAGAUGUAAUGAAAAAAGAUGAAUACGACAAAGCAAGAAACUAUAGCAUAGCUAAACUACAAUUCGGUUUCAUCAAAGAUUUUCAGUCAAUUUUAAUUAACACCUACGUUAUCCAUCAAGGCUUUCUAGCAUCAGUUUGGGAAUACACAGAAAGCAUCAACUUAUUCAAUGAUGAAGUUUCAACCAGUUGCAUUUGGCUAGUGAUUUUACAACUUAUUACUACAGUAUUAGAUUUGCCUUUCACCAUUUACUACACCUUCAUAUUAGAAGAAAAGUUUGGUUUCAACAAACAAACCCCGGGAUUCUUUAUUUGGGACAAAAUAAAGCAGUUUUUUGUGUUUCAAAUGAUUACUGCAAUGAUUGCCAGUGUUGUAAUCGUUGUGGUUAAAAACGGUGGAGAUUAUUUCUUCAUUUGGCUAUGGGCUGUUGUUGGAGUGAUCACAUUGCUACUGCUCACAAUAUAUCCUGCAGUUAUAGCUCCAUUAUUUGAUAAAUACACUCCACUUCCUGAUGGUCCAUUGAGAACAGAUAUAGAAACUUUAGCUUCGAGUUUGAAGUUCCCAUUGACUCAACUUUAUGUUGUUGAAGGUUCAAAGAGGUCCUCACAUAGCAAUGCCUAUUUCUAUGGUUUGUUUAAUUCAAAAAGGAUCGUGCUUUUUGAUACUUUACUAGCAAAGGAUGAUGGUAGUGGCUGUAAAGACGAUGAAAUUUUAGCAGUAUUAUCACACGAACUAGGCCAUUGGAGCAAAAAUCAUACCAUAAAAAAUUUAAUUAUCGUGCAAGUGAACUUAUUUCUACUGUUUACAGUUUUUGGGACGAUAUUCAAAUACCCAAAACUGUACACGGCUUUAGGAUUCUACAACACCCAGCCAGUGCUUGUUGGACUCUUUGUGGUGCUCCAAUACGUAAUGAUGCCUUACAACACAAUUUUGUCAUUCCUCAUGACUAUUUUGUCAAGGCAGUUUGAAUUUGAAGCUGACGACUUUGCAGUGCAGCUGAACAAAGGGGUUGCGUUGGAGAGUGCCUUACUGAAGCUGAAUAAGGAUAAUUCAGGAUUUCCUGUUCACGAUUGGUUGUAUUCUGUGUGGCAUUAUUCGCAUCCGCCUCUUUUGCAAAGAAUUGAAGCUCUAAGGAAAGGAAUUAAGAGGUUUAAUGCCAAACAGAAAUAA
Molecule: messenger RNA, 1371 nt
Organism: Ceutorhynchus assimilis (cabbage seed weevil)
Lineage: Eukaryota; Metazoa; Arthropoda; Insecta; Coleoptera; Curculionidae
Source: the annotation of a GenBank genome assembly